Labrus bergylta (ballan wrasse) is the source of this 6161-nucleotide messenger RNA. RefSeq names its product zinc finger protein 142 (gene znf142). The record is from RefSeq and is a predicted model, not a curated record. NCBI's taxonomy places the organism in Eukaryota, Metazoa, Chordata, Actinopteri, Labriformes, Labridae.
AAUGGAGCGUCAUCAGUGUACAAAAUGUGGACAGAGUUUCUCGGACAGCGCCUUAUUUGCUUCUCACCUCUGUUCAGAAAGGUUGACCGCUCCAUCGUGUGAAAAACAGUUGAGUAACUACACAUGCUCUCAGUGCACUCAGGCUUUUUCCAAGCCUGGUGUCCUAAAACGCCACUUCAAAAUCACCCACAGUGGACAUGACCCUAAAGGCCCAUUCACCUGCAGCGAGGAAGGCUGUCUUUUCAGCAGCAUGGACCGACAGGAAUAUCAAAACCACUCGAUGGCCACACAUGGUCUCACUCUUAUUCCUUGUACUGUGAAGUCCUGCAAAGUGUCCUUCGUCACACAGGAGGAGAUGGAGAGACACUUGCGGGGCCACAUGCCCUUUGGCUGCUUUCAGUGUGAGUUUGUCUGUCAAAAUGAAAAAGACAUGAGUCAGCACCUCUUGGAGCACGACCGUCUGCAAACUGUCGCUCAAGGAGUUGAGACUGCAGGCACAGCUGUAUGCAGGAAUGGACGCCAGCAGCCUGAAGUCUCCAGCAGAUCAAAAAGAAAACUGAUAUCCAACUCAACUCCAUCAUCACCAGAGGAGGGGAAUGAUGAACGACAUGAGAGGCAAAGGCAUAACAUAAAAAGAGUGAGAACAGAAAGAGACAAACCUUCAGUAGUGGACACUGCACCACUGCCAUCCAAAGAGUACCUUGCAGAGGGAUCAGAGCGCGUCUAUCGCACACACACCUGCCCCAAGUGUCGCCGCUGCUUCAAGAUGCGCUCCCUGCAGGAGCACCUGCAUUUACAUUUCCCUGAUCCCAGUCUCCAGUGUCCCACCUGUCAACGUUACUUCACCAGCAAGAGCAAGCUACGCGUUCAUCGACUCCGUGAGGCCGGUGAAAAGCUUCACCGGUGUCACCUGUGUGAGUAUUCGGCCGUGGAGAAGAACGCAAUACGCCGCCACCUCUCGAGUGUGCAUGCCGCAGAAAGUCAGGACGGUCAGAGUUACCCUUGUCCCACCUGUGGUCAGAGCUUUCUCCAGAGCAGGUCGCUCAAGGCUCACAUGAAGACGCACAACAUCCUGUCGGACAGCAAGCUGACAAACUGCUUCAGAGAGGGUUGUUCUUUCCAGAGCUCGUCACACAAAGAGCUUCUGAAACACUCUGUGGAUGUGCACGGAGUCAGAGCUGUAGAGUGUCGCCAUCACGCCUGCGCAGCCGUCUUCGAAAGUGAGACAGACAUGCAGGCUCAUUAUCGGACACACCUGGCCUACCACUGCUCACACUGUGAUUUCUCCUGUUCCAAUAAAGCCCUCUUCCUCCAGCACCGGCGGCAGGGUCACCCAGGGAGCGACAAGCUUUGCUGCGACUUCUGCUCCUUCGCCACCUUUAACCCCGUGGAGUUUGAGCGGCACGUCGGACACCUGCACGCCAACGAGAAGAUUCACCGCUGCUCUCAGUGCAGCUUUGUGACGUCCCACAAACGUGGCCUGAAGAGACACAUGUUGAUGCACAGUGGUGAGAAGCCCCAUAAGUGCAGCCUGUGUGACUUCAGGUGCAGAGAUGAGUCCUACCUCUCCAAACAUAUGCUCACUCACUCAGACAGCAAGAACUUUAUGUGCGCUGACUGUGGAUACGUCACUAAAUGGAAACACUACCUGACUGUCCAUAUGAGGAAACACGCUGGAGACCUCAGGUAUCAGUGUGAUCAGUGCUCCUACCGCUGUCACCGCAUGGACCAGCUCAACAGCCACAAACUACGACAUCAGGCCAAAUCUCUCAUGUGUGAGAUUUGCGCUUACGCCUGCAAGCGAAAGUAUGAGCUCCGUAAUCACAUGCUGGUCAAACACUCUGGAGAGGAGAAGCAGCCGUCCGUCUAUAAGUGCAAAUACUGCGCGUACACCACCUGCUACAGACAAGCCCUGCAAAACCACGAGAACUGCAAACACACCAAGCUCAAAGAGUUUCGCUGUGCGCUCUGCUUUUAUUCCUCUUUCAGCAGCAUCAGCCUCUUUCUGCACAAGAGGAAAACUCACGGGUACGUACCAGGAGACAAAGCGUGGCUCGAGAACUACGCAGCCAAGGAGAAGGAGAGGAACUCUGCUGAGUUCUUGCAGGACUUUUACAAGAAGCCUUCAGCAGCUCAACAGCCCCGACAGUCAACUUCUGAAGGACCUCUGACAUCUCAAAGGGAACAGCCUGAUCUUUAUCGCUCAGCAGAUCAGAGUGCCAAGAAAGAUACCGCGGAUGGCUCAAAUACUGGGGAUGUUUUUGAUGUUGGUUCUCAAGAGGUUGCGAAUGAAGGGAUUUCCGAUGUUCCCACAUCUGUCAACAGUUCAGAAGAGUACUGCACUCUUGUUUUAACAACACUAUCAACCACUGACUAUCAACAUGAGGAAGAAAACUGUGCAAAGCAAACUCUAAACUCAAACAAUUUGAACCCCACCAGGGCUGACCAAUCACAAGAGAGAGCAGAACUCUCUGCAUCUUCAUCAGAAGCAGACGAUGUAGACAUGGCUGAUGCAGAAUGUGAACAAAGUGACACAGAUAACCAUGAGCCUCUCGAUGGUGCACAUCAACUAUUUGAACCUGGAGAGCAUGUCACUCAAAUACACGAGUUGGAGAAUGAUGACAAAACGACCAGUUCCUCUCUUCCGACUGAGAAAAGUCAGCCUCUAGAAUCUGAGGUCCGUCUGAAAGAGAUGAAGAAGCAUGACCAGGACCAAGCAGAAGCCAUGCUCCUGGAAGGACGAGUGCAGAUGGUUGUGGUGCCGGCUAAAGACAUUUAUCACUGUGAUAAGUGCUCUUAUGUAACCAGUAAGGAGAGCACUUUGAAGAACCACCGCCAGGCUAUGUGUCACGGUAGGACAAAGGGACAUAAGUGCCAGUCCUGCGGUGCACAGUUCAAACAGAGGAGAGGUCUUGAUAGCCACCUUGCAAAGAAGUGCCCCGCUGUCCAGCGGAAAACCAGGACAUUUGUCGGUGUUUUGAAUACAUGUUUGACUACAGAUAACGACUCAAGUGUAGGUCAGGGAGGAUCCAAAGUGGAUCAGGGAACAAGUUCCAUUCGGACAGAAAUUCUUCCUUCCCCACAAAGAAUUAGCACAGAAUCAGAUGAUCAGGUCUCUCAUCAGCCAGAAGAGGGCGUGUCCACAGCUACACCGGAUGUUAAAGUCCAUCAUUCUUCAAGUGAGUCAGGACUCCAGAAGAGCAAAAUACAGAGAAAGAAGGUUUCAGAACUUGCACAAAAGAAAGUGAAAACAAAGUGUUCAAGAGAAAGCAGUGAAAAGACUGCUCCACUGCAUCCCCUUCACUCUAAAAAAGAUGGAAAAUUCAAAUGCCAGCUGUGCAGUUUUUCGUCAGUUAAGCUUGCAACACUUGAGAGACACAUCUCAACAUGCCGAAAGAGCUUAAGGAAAACUGAGAAUCAGGAAUCGUCAGCUUUAGAUGAUGACGAGGAAGGCAACAAGUCUGUGCGAGGAAAAGAGGACGUUGUCAGAAAGAACAGUGAAGGAGAUGGGACAGUCUCUGAGAAACAUCGAACCUUCUCCUGUCCAAGCUGUGACUUCAAGUGCAGACAGAAAAGAGGGUUAGAAAGCCAUAAAAAGAGAGGCUGCUUAAAACUCGAUGAAGUCAAAUGCACCAGCUGCUCAAUUAAUGCCAAAUCUAAACAUUCUUUGAGCUGUCAAAUCCUGAGCGUCCAUAACAAAAAGAAGUCUGCCGUAGCUGCAUCUGAACGUUUGCAGUGCCAGCAGUGUGCCUUCACCUGUAAACAGGAGCGAUGCAUGGCACAGCAUGUUGCGCUGAAGCACAAAGGUGCACGACCUCACCUGUGUCGAUAUUGUCCUUUUAGCACCACGAGGCGCUAUCGCUUGGAAGAGCAUGAGUCUCUUCACACAGGACUCGGCCGUCACAGCUGUGGCGUUUGCGAUAAAACAUUUGGAACUGUGACCAAACUGCGUCAGCACAAGACGCGCAUCCACGACAAAGAGCCCACACACUUCUGCUCCCUGUGUGACUUCAGUGGCUACACGCUGGACGAUGUGAGACGGCACAAGCUCAGAUGCCACACGGGGGAGUUACACCACUCCUGCGGCCAUUGUGACGCACAGUUUAGCUCUGAAGUUGCACUGAGAAAGCACUGUAAACGUGUGCACAAGCUCCAGGUCUCUUUUUCAUGUAAGCAGUGUGACUUCACGUGUAGCAGCCAGACCUUACUGAAGGGCCACCAAGAAAACAAGCACCCUCAGGUGAAGUGCAGCACCUGCCAGGAAGCUUUUGAGACAAAAGAAAGCCUGGAGAUCCAUCAGAGAAUCCACCUGGCACAUCAUUGUCAGCUGUGUCCGUUUGCUGCCAAAACAAAGCAGCUGUUAGCCCGACACCUUCUCAACAAACACGAGGAGGGGUCCCCGGAGGACAAGCCUCUCAGGUGCAGCGCCUGUCAGUUUGCUUGUCGGCACCAGCUGGUGUUAGAGCAGCACCUGCGCUCACACGGGGGGAAACGUCUGUACAAAUGCACAGACUGCAAGUAUUCAACCAGGAACAAACAGAAGAUCACGUGGCACAUUCGCAUCCACACUGGGGAGAAGCCUUACAGCUGUGAGCAGUGCAGUUACACCUGCACCGAUCCGUCCAGGUUAAAGCUUCACAUGAGGGUUCACCAAGAGGAGAAGAAGUAUCUCUGUCCGGAGUGCGGCUACAAAUGCAAGUGGGCAACUCAGCUGAAAUACCACAUGGCCAAACACACAGGAGACAAGCCGUAUGCCUGUGAUGAGUGUGAGUACCGCACAAACCGAGCAGACGCUCUCCGUGCCCAUCGAGACACGCAGCACUGCAGCCUGCGCCCCUUUGUCUGCGAGAAAUGUGGUAAAGCCUUCAAGACUAGUUUUGUACUGAAGACCCACCAGCGUCAGCACAGCGACGACCGGCCCUACACGUGUGGAUUGUGCAGCAAGGCCUUCAGGUGGCCGGCCGGUCUCAGGCAUCACUUCCUCUCACACACCAAGCAGCAGCCUUUCUGCUGCCGUCACUGCUCCUACAGAGCCAAACAGAAGUUUCAGGUGGUCAAACAUUUAAAGAGGCAUCAUCCAGAGGUGUCAGCAGAGCAGGGCGUGGUGAGGGACUCUGAGGCAGGGAGUCUGACCCUGAAGGAGGCAAUGCAGGAGAGGCUGGAGGAGAGAGAGGCAGAAGAGGUGGAGGAGGAGGAAGGGACUGCUGAGGAGGGACAGGACGAGGAACAUGGAGUAGUUGAAGAGCAUGUGCAAAGAGAGGAAGACUUUAAGAAGUAGCCCUGGAGAGUGGGCACAGUAGAUGCAGGGAAAUAAAGAUGUGUUGGAGUUUGAAAGAUUGAAACUUAACAGAGACAUACAGUUUGUGCAGGCCAUGAACCAGUUGUUGUCUGACCUUAAGAUUUGGCCUAGUCAUAAGAUCCUGUUCCGAUAUUCUCACAGAAACACACCUUACACCACCUGUUCAGAUAAUGUUCUUUAUUUAGUACACAUCCUGUGGUUGUAAGUCCAUCAUCAAAUCCAACAGCAACUUUUCCCUCGCCAUCGAUGGCUCUACAGUGCUCCCUUUGUCUGAGCUCCUUCACCGACACAAUCCCACCCGCUCUCUCAGGUCUGCAGAUGCAAACCCACCCUCUGGAACUCACUCCCAAAAAACACCAGAGACCCCCCCCCCUACUCACUUCCUUCAAGAAAUCCCUAAAAACUCAACUCAGCUAGGUGUUUCUUCUGCCAUCUGAAUCUGCCUUCUCACCAUAAACAAUAGGACAUAUUUCAAGAAAAUACCUCUGUCCCUAUCAAAUGAAUAAAUUUGAUUAUUAAGUGCUUUAAUACGUUGUUCAAACUGCUUUUGAAGAAAAAAUCUAAAAGAAUGAAUGAGUCAAAAAGUUUUGUCAGUGAGUGAAGUUUACUCUAUGGUGUAGAUUCAUUCAUAAAGUAAUAAUAACUUUAUUUAUAGAGCACCUUUCAAGAACAGAGAGUCACAAAACAAAACAUGCAGAACUUUAAAAGUAAUUACAAGAACCUUGAAUUAGAGUAAUAUGUGACCUUUUGCAGGACCUGGUUUAUAGUCUGGCUGCAGCAUUUUGUUCUAGUUGUAAACAGUUAAGGGAUGUUUUGUUGAGAGCGGUGAAAAGUGAGUUGCUGUAAUCCAAACUGGAUGAAA